GAUCAAUCAACUCCACAUCAAAAGCCCAAGGCCCAAUAGGCCAGAACCCUCGUCAUCUUCCUCGUCCUUCCGAACACCCCCUGCGCCGCCGCCCACCCCUCAUCCCCGCGCCAUGCCGCCGCGUAAGCGCCCGGCGCCGCCGCCGGAAGAGCCCCGUCCUUCCUCGAAGCCUGCACCUGAUGCCAAGCCCUCCGAACCCACCAAAUCUGCCCCCGAUUCCGCGACGCCGACCAUCUCGGCGGCGGUCCUCGCCAAACUCCCGAACAUGGAGCGGCAGGUGUACACCCUAAUCUUCGAGGCGGGAAGCAAGGGCAUGUGGAUGCUCGACGUGCGCAAGCAGCUGACGAUAAGCCCCAACGUCGCCACCAAGGUGGUGCGCACCCUCGUGGGGCAUGGGCUCCUCAAGGAGGUCAGCGACGUGCGCCACCGCAGCAGGAAGAUCUUCAUGGCCACCGAUUUCCAGCCCUCUGACGAGAUCACCGGCGGCACCUGGUACCACGACGGCCGGCUCGACACCGACGCCGUGUCCGCCGUGCGCCGCCGUUGCCAAGCGCAGGUCGAGAAGCUCGGCGCAGCAACCGUGCAGAUGAUCCACCACGGCAUUUUGAGGGAUGACCCUAAGGCCGGGUACACCAUCGACAAGGUCAGGGAUAUCGUGAAGACCAUGGUGCUCGACAAGGUGCUCGAGGAGGUCAAGAGCACAGGCGAGGGGGACUUCGCGGCCGUCAGGAGCGGCACGAUAUGCUACCGUAUGGCUGGGGCUGCUCAGGGAGGGAUGAUGGAGGGGAUCCCGUGUGGGGUUUGCCCAAGAAUCGAUGAGUGCUCGCCGGAUGGGGUCAUUUCGCCGAGCACAUGCGUCUACUACAAGAAGUGGCUGGAAAUGGACUUCUAGGCAGUGACCAGUGAGCCCUCAUCGCUUUGCAUCAUGGUGGAGUCCAUUGAAGAAUUCAGUUUCUCAUUGUCCAAUUGGGGAUGUUGGUUCACACUCUGUUAUUGGAUUGCCAUGGUUCCAUUCUUUUGGUGGCUUCGGUGUCCAGUAUCAGAUUUCGGUGCUCAUAUCAAGAAUCAUUCUACAGUUAUAUCUACUUAGGCCUUUUAGCUUGGUAGUGUUUGAUAUGUAUUUAGUUGCAUCAAGUUUGGAUCUCUGUUCCAUUUUGAAAACCCAAAAUUCUUUGGCCACACAUUUUAGCUAUGAUAUUCAAGUUAUAGGUUGAGAAUGCACACCAAAAGUGUCCCUGUAUGACAACCAAAAGAUCAGCAUAGAUGCACCCUUUUUUAACGACUAGACGACUAGAUGUGCCUUCAUUCUAUUAAAUUUUCUAUGACCCUUAAAUUUACUGAAAUUGCAGUAUUUAAUUGAGUUAAGUGUUGAAGACCCCCAAUAACUGCAAGGAUAAGCAACAACAAUGUUCGGAUAUAGUAUGCGUGCUUCUCAAUCGAUUAGUUUGAUCCUGUAAAAUUUGACUGAAAUUUAAUCGGUCACAACUCAUAAGGUUUUCAUAUAUGCUAUGAUAUUCAAGUUAUAUGUUGAGAAUGCACACCCUGUAUGAUAACCAAAGGAUCAAUAUAGAUGCAACAUUUUCUAAUGACUAGAUGUGCCUUCAUUCUAUUAAACUUUCCAUGACCCUUAAAACUUAAAUUAACUGAAAUUACAGUAUUUAAUUGAGCUAAGUGUUGAAGACCCCCUAAUAACUGCAAGGAUAAGCAACAUACAACGUUCGGAUAUAGUAUGCGACUAUGCGUGUUUCUCAAUCAAUUAGUUUGAUCCUAUAAAAAUUGACUGAAAUUUAAUCUGUCGCAACUCAUAAGGUUUCAUAUAUGCCCAUGUUAUGUGCUAUUCCUGUAACUAAGGUGUUGCUUAUAUGUUAGCAAUUGGCUGCAUAAUAUAUAUCAGUUUUCUAAACACUACAGUGUAGUUGGUGGACCCCACCUAGAUUUACCACUUAGAUUGGCUUUAGACAGGCUUUUGGGUUGUAUUUUUUUGCCAAAUGAUCAAGCUGCUGUCGUUUAGUGCCAAAUUUGUGGAAUUGGGUUGGUCAGGUGCUUAUGUAUGUUCUGUAGAUAUUUAUGCUAGUAAUGUAAAGGCUUGAGUUGUAGUGUGACAGCAGGAGUGCUUGGAUGGACUGCGGAGGUGAAGUUUCUUGCUUUGGCCAAUAAUAUGGGACCAAGGACCUCAAUCUGGUGCCAAUGAUAAUAUGGGAUGCAGGAAUCAAACAACCUUAGUUUUCAUGAUCUAGCUGCGCCUGUUCCAAUUUAUUGUCCUUGUGCUUUGUUAUAUGAGCCUUCACUGUUUCACGGUCUCUUUGGAGAACUGAACAACAUUUCUAAGAGAGGGCUGGAUACAUAAAAUGCCUUGCAAA
Messenger RNA from Setaria italica (foxtail millet), 2360 nucleotides. RefSeq names its product DNA-directed RNA polymerase III subunit RPC6. Lineage: Eukaryota; Viridiplantae; Streptophyta; Magnoliopsida; Poales; Poaceae. The coding region runs from base 113 to 892 and encodes 259 amino acids. The transcript has 2 exons. Gene Ontology annotation, cellular component: RNA polymerase III complex. Gene Ontology annotation, biological process: transcription by RNA polymerase III. The record is from RefSeq and is a predicted model, not a curated record.